Desarmillaria tabescens is the source of this 646-nucleotide messenger RNA. RefSeq lists its product as uncharacterized. The transcript has a single exon. The record is from RefSeq and is a predicted model, not a curated record. Bases 8 to 553 code for a protein of 181 amino acids. NCBI's taxonomy places the organism in Eukaryota, Fungi, Basidiomycota, Agaricomycetes, Agaricales, Physalacriaceae.
UGGUAAAAUGUCCUGUAGGUGCGCUGGGCGCACUCCACGAGACUACGAGAUGCUUGUGCAAUCGCAAUGUUCGCUAACGCACUUGUGCCUCGUUGAUGUGGUCUUGGACAAUAACCUCGCGAACAUUAUACCGCUCAUGCCUAGCUUGCAGGAAUUCGUCCUCGAAUUCUACGAGUGGAUACCAGAUUUUUAUGACCCCGUUAUGCAGUCCGAUCUUGUGACACAGAUGAGUGCGGUGAGCCUGGUAGAUGGGUCACAUCAACAUUCCAUGGUACCGUUUCUGCCAGCACUUGGCAUUUACCUACCUACCAUCCAGUAUACUCACGUCUCUGUCAUCAAUUCCUCGUUCGUGGGUAUGGUAGCUUCGCGAUUGCGCCGACCACAUGACGUGUCACAUCUCGUAAAGCUGGAUCUAUGGGUGAUGGGGCGAGGAUGGAGCUAUGGGCUUGACAAGUGGGAUGAGAAUGCCAUGAAUCGUUUGAAAGACGAAGGUCUUGAACUUGAUUUCUGUCUGUUUGAUGGGGAUCCGGUACCAGACUCUGAUGAGCUUUGAUAUGGUGGUGGGAUUGUAUUUGGUCCUCUUGCGUUCUUACUAGUGUCGUUCAGCUAUAUCUGAAGAAUGAAGAAUGAUGUUAGCUACCGUGCC